Capsella rubella is the source of this 503-nucleotide messenger RNA. RefSeq lists its product as uncharacterized. Bases 42 to 344 code for a protein of 100 amino acids. The record is from RefSeq and is a predicted model, not a curated record. Lineage: Eukaryota; Viridiplantae; Streptophyta; Magnoliopsida; Brassicales; Brassicaceae. The transcript has a single exon.
AUGGUUAGUAAAGUAUAGAUCCAAGUAGAGAGAUUACGUAAAUGGCCGGAGAAGAAGACUGGAGAAAAACUGCUGAUACAACAAAGAUGAGCUCGGAGGGAGUGAAAACCGCCGGAGUUGAGUCUUCGAAGAGACCACCAGGAAGUAAUCCAGGUGGUGUUCUUCACCAACGCCGUAACUUGCCGUAUAGUUACACCACGAUGGCUCUUGUUGGAUUAGCUAUCUCUGGUGCCGUCAUGUACACUGUUAUGUAUGCUAAGAAGAAGCCAGAAGCUAGUGCUACUGAUGUAGCUAAGGCGGCCACAGGGACAGCGAAACCUGAAGAUACUCAUCCGAGAAAAUAAAAACACCAAAGAAAAAAAAAGGAGAAUCUUUCUUUCUUUUUUGCUGUUGUAUUUUUCGUUCUUGCUUCGUGUUCAAUGUUUAUGGUAACUCUUUAUUUUCUUGUAACGAAAUAACAUAACGAGUGUUAAGAAAAUAAAAUCCUAUCAACUCUUCAGCUA